AUGCAUUUUACCGAUCCAGAAGCUGCAGACGUGAAGACAUGGGUGGUAAAGAAGUUGGAGGACAUUUCCGAUGCGGACUCUGACGUCCUCGCCGACUAUGUGCUUGCGCUUAUCAGGACCGAUGCGCCAGAUGACGAAAUCCGAAAAGCCUCGGUGGAAAACCUGGAGGACUUUUUGCGAGAACACACUCAACCGUUUGUUGACGAGCUCUUCGCCAACUUUGGCCCGAAGCCGGCUGCCCCUGUUCCCCAAUCACAGCCACAGCAGCAGCCUCAUACCUUCUCUGCAACCGCCCAGCCAUUUAACCCGCCCGCCGGCCCUAGAAACGAGUACAAUAAUCGGAAACGCUCAUUCAAUGAGGGAUUCCAGGGAGAACAAGGACUCGAAGAUGGCUCAAUUCAGAACCGCGCCUUUAAGACUCCGCGACGAGGUCGUGGAGGUGGAGUUGGUCGUGGCGACUGGAUGGGUGGGGGCGGUCACCCUAUGCAGACCGGGCAGCAAUUCCCUGGUCAGCAGGGUGGAUUCCCUUCUAUGAUGCCUGGAUUCCCAGGCUUUGACCAAAAUGAUCCUAUGGCCGCUAUGAUGGCUAUGCAGGGAAUGGGUUUCCCUCAGAUGCCUGGAAUGCCCAUGCCUGGAAUGCCAGGUCAGCCGGGUAUGGAACACCUAGCUAACCAGCGCUGUCCUUUCUAUGAUACCCAGGGUAUAUGUUAUCUAGGUGCUGCCUGUCCUUAUAAACAUGGCGAGACUGGGGGAAAGAAUGACGAAUAUGACCCGAAGAGCGCAACACUUCCGAAUGACUCUUGGCGGGGCGGCGAGCGAGGCCGGGGUCGUGGGCGCGGUAACCACAGCGGGCGAGGACGCGGCCGAUCCGACUUCUCGUCUGCUGGACCCAAUGAAGACCGUUCAAUCACAACAAUUGUGGUCGAACAGAUUCCAGACGAAAAGUUCUCAGAGGAGGCUGUGCGCGAGUUCUUUUCCCAAUUUGGCAACAUUGUUGAAGUCUCGUUGCAGCCCUACAAGAAGCUUGCUUUGGUUAAAUACGAAACUUUUGCCGAGGCCAAGCAGGCAUGGGCCAGCCCGAAGGUCAUCUUUGAUAACCGAUUUGUGAAGGUUUACUGGCAUAAGCCCAAGUCGAACGACAGGAACGGGGAAUCCCAGCCUGAAGCGCCAGCGUUCAAUCAGGAAGAGUUUGAGAAGCAGCAAGAAGAAGCCCAGAGAGCGCACGAGGAGAAGGUGAAGAAGCGAAUUGAGACCGAAAAGGCUAAGGAGGAACUCGAGCGCCAACGCGAUGCGCUUGUGAAAAAGCAGCAGGAAGAAAAGGAACGCUUAAUGCAGCGUCUCGGCGUCUCAAGUGACAGUCCUGAUGCUACUAAAGCCAAGUCUGAAGACCCAGCCGUCGAUGAGAAUGCGAGCGAGGAAACCAAACAACUACGCGCACAGUUGGCUGCUCUUGAGGCAGAGGCACAAAGUCUCGGUAUUGAUCCCUCCGACCCCUCAGCUUCAUUUGGCCGCGGCGGAUACCGGGGUCGUGGUGGUUACCGUGGUCGUGGCGGGUUCCGUGGCCGUGGAGGUUAUGACCCCUCAUACCGUGGUGGUUUCCGGGGCCGCGGUGGAUUUGCCCCUCGUGGCCGCGGUGGUGUGUUGCGCCUAGACAACCGACCACGACGAGUUGCCGUUGCGGGCGUCGAUCUCCACUCCGAUAAGGACGAGGCACUGCGCCAACACCUGAUUGGCAUUGGCGAGUACGAUUCCAUUGAAGCGAACAGCACCCCUGGCUCUAUCAUCGUGACCUUCAAGGAGCGAUACCAAGCCGAGAAAUUCAUGUUCAGUCCUUGGAAUAUUCCCAAUGUCGGCGAGGUGCAGCUGUCAUGGCUCCCUAACCCUCCUAUCACACUGCCAACCACACCAUCAACAGAGCCAAAGAAUGGGUUGGCCGAUGAUGACCAGGACACAGUUAUGGAUACCACUCCAACAGUGACUGCCCCGCCCCAGCAGCCACCCCGUGAUAUGGACUAUGAUGUUGCGGAAGAUAGUUGGGGUGCAUAG
Molecule: messenger RNA, 2046 nt
Organism: Penicillium odoratum
Lineage: Eukaryota; Fungi; Ascomycota; Eurotiomycetes; Eurotiales; Aspergillaceae
Product: CCCH zinc finger and RRM domain protein
Exons: 5
Coding region: 1-2046 (681 amino acids)
Biological process (GO): mRNA processing
Cellular component (GO): nucleus
Molecular function (GO): RNA binding; metal ion binding
Source: RefSeq, a predicted model, not a curated record